CUAGCAGUUAAUUUUGGUCAACCAAAUGGCAUGUUUGUAUCCUCACCUGGAAACAGCCUGAAAGAGCAGGAUAAGCUUGGUAUCGUGUUAAACAUGAAGGGCUAGCCAAGUGGAGUUGGUGGAGUGAGUUAUGUCCAAGUAUGAAAACCAGAUUACUAUUUUCACUGACUACCUAGAAGAAUUCCCGGAUACAGACGAGCUGGUAUGGAUCUUGGGAAAGCAGCAUCUUCUUAAGACAGAAAAAUCUAAGCUGUUGUCUGAUAUAAGUGCUCGUCUAUGGUUUACAUACAGAAGGAAAUUUUCACCGAUUGGGGGAACAGGUCCUUCAUCUGAUGCUGGCUGGGGAUGUAUGCUAUGCUGUGGACAGAUGAUGCUGGCCCAAGCCCUUAUCUGUAGACACUUGGGAAGGGAUUGGAACUGGGAGAAACAAAAAGAACAGCCCAAAGAAUACCAAAGGAUUCUGCAGUGUUUCCUAGAUAGAAAAGACUGUUGCUAUUCGAUCCAUCAGAUGGCACAAAUGGGUGUAGGAGAAGGGAAAUCAAUUGGCGAAUGGUUUGGACCAAAUACAGUUGCACAGGUGUUAAAAAAACUCGCUUUAUUUGACGAAUGGAAUUCCUUGGCUGUUUAUGUGUCAAUGGAUAACACAGUGGUCAUUGAAGACAUCAAGAAGAUGUGCUGUGUUCUUCCUGUGGGAGCCAACACAGCUGAUGAGAGCCCUCCUGCUUCUCUGACGGCCUCCAAUCAGAGUAAAGGCCCCUCUACCAUGUGCCCAGCUUGGAAACCCCUGCUGCUCAUUGUGCCCCUUCGCCUGGGCAUAAAUCAAAUCAAUCCUGUGUAUAUUGAAGCAUUCAAAGAGUGUUUUAAGAUGCCACAGUCUUUAGGGGCUUUAGGAGGAAAGCCAAAUAACGCCUAUUAUUUCAUAGGAUUCUUGGGCGAUGAGCUGAUUUUCUUGGACCCUCACACAACCCAGACCUUUGUGGACACUGAAGAAAGUGGAAUUGUAGACGAUCAGACGUUCCAUUGCCUGCAGUCUCCACAGCGAAUGAGCAUCCUGAACUUGGAUCCUUCUGUGGCCUUGGGAUUUUUCUGCAAAGAAGAGAAAGACUUUGACAAUUGGUGUAGCCUUGUUCAGAAGGAAAUUCUAAAGGAGAAUUUGAGGAUGUUUGAAUUAGUUCAGAAGCAUCCAUCACAUUGGCCUCCCUUUGUACCUCCAGCCAAGCCGGAAGUGACAACCACAGGUGCAGAAUUCAUAGACUCUACUGAGCACCUGGAGGACUUUGACCUGGAGGAAGAUUUUGAGAUUCUGAGUGUGUAAGAUAGCGAGAACUCAAUGUGAAGGUCUUCUGCCUUUCAUCUGACUCCACAAGAACUUGAUACAUAAAACUUUUUUGGUCAACAAGUGCCUGAUAUGCCAACAGCAUACAAACUCAAUACCAAUUAUAACUGAGCCAAUUAU
Molecule: messenger RNA, 1456 nt
Organism: Microtus oregoni (creeping vole)
Lineage: Eukaryota; Metazoa; Chordata; Mammalia; Rodentia; Cricetidae
Product: cysteine protease ATG4A-like
Exons: 13
Coding region: 131-1315 (394 amino acids)
Molecular function (GO): protein-phosphatidylethanolamide deconjugating activity
Source: RefSeq, a predicted model, not a curated record